GGAGCAAUUUACCCGAUGGUGCAAUUAAUAGUUUUCUUCCACCAAUCCCUGCCUAAGAACAUCGCCAGGGGCACUGUCGUGAUUGCACCUGCAUAUGCGUGCAAUUCUGCACCGAACCAUGCGCACCAUCCGUUCCUCGCGUGGAUAAUGGCGGGGAAGCGGACUUCUCUAGUCAAUUGGCAGCGGUGUGUAUAAAGGGGGAGAUGAUCUAGUGCUUGAAAGGCAGUACACCCUCGGAGCAGCGUUUAUUUACCAUGAAGCUGCAGUUCCUGCUGUCAUGCUGGGCGAUUUUGGUCGCCCAGAUCCAGGCGACCACAGAUGGUCUCACCGAUCUGGUUGCCUGGGAUCCUUAUAGUUUGAUUGUCAAUGGAAAUCGCCUCUUUGUCUACUCUGGGGAAUUCCACUACCCCAGGCUGCCGGUUCCAGAGCUGUGGUUCGAUGUUUUUCAGAAGAUGCGCGCGAAUGGUUUCAACGCUGCUAGUCUAUAUUUCUUCUGGGACUAUCACUCGCCGAUUAAUGGAACGUAUGACUUUGAGACCGGCGCACACAAUAUUCAGCGCUUGUUUGACUAUGCGAAAGACGCCGGAAUUUAUAUCAUCGCACGUGCCGGGCCUUACUGCAACGCCGAGUUCAAUGCAGGCGGUCUGGCUUUAUAUCUCAGCGACGGAAGUGGUGGCAAGUUGCGAACCAGCGACGCGACUUAUCACCAGGCGUGGGCUCCUUGGAUUGAGCGCAUUGGCAAGAUCAUUGCGGACAAUUCCAUCACUAACGGCGGUCCGGUCAUUCUUAAUCAAAUUGAGAAUGAGCUUCAGGAAACCACCCAUUCUUCGACCAAUACUCUGGUUGAGUAUAUGGAGCAGAUCGAGGAAGCAUUCCGAGCUGUCGGUGUGGAUGUUCCAUUCAGCAGCAACGAGAAAGGCGAACGGUCUCGUAGUUGGUCGACCGACUAUGAAGACGUCGGCGGUGCGGUCAAUGUCUAUGGUCUAGACUCGUAUCCUGGAGGUACCAGUUGCACAAAUCCUUCAACAGGAUUCACUGUCUUGCGGAACUACUACCAAUGGUUCCAGAACACCAGCUUCACCCAGCCCGAGUACUUUCCCGAGUUUGAAGGUGGUUGGUACUCUCCCUGGGGUGCUGAUUCAUUCUAUGACCAGUGCACGAGCGAGCUGAGCCCACAGUUUGCCGACCUCUACUAUAAGAACAACAUUGGUCAGCGGGUGACAAUCCAGAACCUAUAUAUGCUGUACGGGGGAACAAACUGGGGUCACUUGGCUGCGCCCGUGGUGUACACUUCAUACGAUUACAGUGCGCCCCUCAGCGAGACCAGACAGGUCAGGGACAAGAUGAGCCAAGCGAAACUCAUUGGCCUGUACACGCGGGUAUCAUCUGGUCUGCUGGGCGCAGAAAUGGAGGGCAACGGUACCUCCUACACAUCGACCACAUCGGCAUAUACGUGGGUGCUGCGAAACCCCAACACAACCGCCGGCUUCUAUGUUGUUCAGCAGGCCACAACCUCCUCCCAGACAGAUCUCACGUUCUCUUUGGAUGUGACGACCUCGGCUGGUGCUGUUACCUUACCGAACAUUAACUUACAGGGGCGCCAAAGCAAGAUAAUCUCAACGGAUUAUCCCCUCAGACACAGCACGCUCCUUUAUGUCUCCACUGAUAUUGCAACAUACGGCACCUUUGGAGACACGGAUGUCGUGGUGCUCUAUGCGCGUGCUGGACAGACUGCCUCUUUUGCCUUCAAGAACGCGACCAAGCUGACGUUCGAGGAAUACGGCGCCUCAGUGAAUUUGACCAGCAGCUCAGGGAACCGGACAACCUCGUACUCGUACACUCAAGGUACUGGUACUAGUGUCGUAAAGUUCUCCAACGGGGCCAUCUUCUAUCUCUUGGAAACCGAGACUGCGUUCCGAUUCUGGGCGCCCCCUACCACGACAGACCCCUAUGUGACGGCAGAGCAGCAAAUCUUUGUGCUCGGUCCGUACCUGGUACGCAACGCCAGUCUAUCUGGGGGCGUUGUGGAACUCAUAGGAGACAACGACAAUGCCACGACGGUAGAAGUGUUUGCCGGCUCCUCCGCGACUGGCGUAACAUGGAAUGGCAAGGAGGUUUCUGUGAACAAGACGGAAUAUGGCAGCCUUGUGGGAUCGAUCAGUGGCGCCGACAGCACAAUUGAGCUUCCCGCUCUGACAGGAUGGAAAGUUCGGGACUCUCUACCAGAACUCCAGUCUUCCUAUGACGACUCCAAAUGGACGGUGUGCAACAAGACGACCACAUUGAGCCCGGUCGACCCACUCAGUCUUCCAGUUUUGUUCGCAUCCGACUAUGGGUACUACACCGGUAUCAAGAUCUAUCGCGGUCGGUUCGAUGGCGCCAACGUGACUGGGGCGAACUUGACGGCACAAGGAGGUGUGGCCUUUGGUUGGAACGUCUGGCUAAAUGGCGAUCUCGUGGCCACCUUCGAGGGCGAUGCUUCCGAGACAUCAUCCACCGCGGAUCUUGACUUUUCCAAUCAAACGUUGAAGCAAACGGACAAUCUGCUCACGGUCGUGAUCGACUAUACCGGCCACGACGAAACGUCGACUGGUGACGGCGUGGAGAACCCUCGCGGUCUUCUUGGAGCAACGCUCAAGGGAGGCAGCUUCACGAGUUGGAAGAUCCAAGGAAAUGCAGGAGGUGCCGCUGGAGCCUAUGAGCUUGACCCCGUCAGAGCACCGAUGAACGAGGGUGGUUUACUCGCCGAGCGUCAAGGUUGGCAUCUUCCAGGAUACCAAGCCAAUGCAUCUGACGGGUGGACGGAUGGAUCACCUCUCGACGGCCUGAACAAGUCUGGAGUCGCCUUCUACCUCACGACCUUCACGCUCGACUUCCCCUCGGACUAUGACGUCCCCGUCGGUAUCCAAUUCACCUCUCCAUCGACAGUCGAGCCCGUGCGCAUCCAGCUGUUCAUAAACGGAUACCAAUACGGCAAAUAUGUUCCUGUGCUAGGGCCACAGACCACAUUCCCCAUUCCACCUGGUAUCAUCAAUAACCGCGGCACGAACACCAUCGGACUCAGCUUGUGGGCGCAGACGGAUGCAGGUGCCUAUUUGGAGAACAUUGAGUUAGUCAGUUAUGGGGCGUAUGAGAGUGGGUUUGAUGCGGGGAAUGGAACGGGCUUUGAUCUUAAUGGAGCAGAGUUGGGUUAUCAACCUGGGUGGACGACUGCUCGGUUGCAGUAUACUUGAGUGAGAAUGUGAGGUGGAUGUAUAUAUUUGAGAACAUAGGGGGAUGGGGGGACGGAGUGGA
Aspergillus ibericus CBS 121593 is the source of this 3294-nucleotide messenger RNA. RefSeq names its product glycoside hydrolase family 35 protein. The record is from RefSeq and is a predicted model, not a curated record. Gene Ontology annotation, cellular component: vacuole. The transcript has 7 exons. Lineage: Eukaryota; Fungi; Ascomycota; Eurotiomycetes; Eurotiales; Aspergillaceae. Gene Ontology annotation, biological process: carbohydrate metabolic process. Bases 255 to 3233 code for a protein of 992 amino acids. Gene Ontology annotation, molecular function: beta-galactosidase activity.